GGCAGGGGGCGCAGUUCUCUGGUGGAGUGAAGGCGCUGCUCUUCUUCUGUCCUUCUCUUCUCUAUCUAACCCGCAUUGUUUAGGAUCAGCUGUGUGUCCGAAACCCCACCCAAGCAAGGGCAAAGAUAGAGCGGAGCGAGACCGAGGUUGAUUCGGAACACAGCCGCAGUGGACCGAACCGGACCGUCGCGCUGUCUGUCGCUCUCGUCUUCUUGUUUUUUCCCCCCUCCGUUAAAGCCGGAAGGUUUCAUCCCUCCAUCUUCCCUUCAUCUUUCCUCCUUCCUCCAUCCUCAGGCCGGAGUCAGCUGAUCGAUCCACACAUCACCGCCUUCAUCCUCCUCCUCCUCUUCAUCAUCUCGGUCCAGCUCCAGCUCCAGGAUGAUCGCCUUGUUUAAUAAACUCCUGGACUGGUUUAAAGCUCUCUUCUGGAAGGAGGAGAUGGAGCUGACGCUGGUGGGCCUGCAGUACUCCGGGAAGACCACCUUCGUCAACGUGAUCGCGUCGGGACAGUUCAGCGAGGACAUGAUCCCCACCGUUGGUUUCAACAUGCGCAAGAUCACUAAAGGAAACGUCACCAUCAAGCUGUGGGAUAUCGGAGGGCAGCCGAGGUUCCGCAGUAUGUGGGAGAGAUACUGCAGGGGGGUCAGUGCCAUUGUGUAUAUGGUGGAUGCUGCAGAUCCAGAAAAAAUUGAGGCAUCUAAAAAUGAGCUGCACAACCUGUUGGACAAACCACAGCUUCAGGGCAUUCCUGUUCUGGUGUUGGGCAAUAAGAGGGAUCUGCAUGGUGCGCUGGACGAGAAGGAGCUGAUCGAGAGGAUGAACCUGUCCGCCAUCCAGGACCGGGAGAUCUGCUGCUACUCCAUCUCAUGUAAGGAGAAGGACAACAUCGAUAUCACACUACAGUGGCUGAUUCAGCACUCCAGAACCAGGCGGAGCUGAGAGGUGGAGCUUCUGAUUGAAGAAACA
This is a messenger RNA of Hemibagrus wyckioides, 966 nucleotides long. It is a transcript of the gene arl8a, whose product is annotated as ADP-ribosylation factor-like 8A. The coding region runs from base 379 to 939 and encodes 186 amino acids. NCBI's taxonomy places the organism in Eukaryota, Metazoa, Chordata, Actinopteri, Siluriformes, Bagridae. Gene Ontology annotation, molecular function: GTP binding; GTPase activity. Gene Ontology annotation, biological process: protein transport; anterograde axonal transport. The transcript has 7 exons. Gene Ontology annotation, cellular component: lysosomal membrane. The record is from RefSeq and is a predicted model, not a curated record.